This is a messenger RNA of Prunus persica (peach), 2115 nucleotides long. Its product is annotated as zinc finger protein 8. Gene Ontology annotation, molecular function: DNA-binding transcription factor activity. The record is from RefSeq and is a predicted model, not a curated record. The transcript has a single exon. Lineage: Eukaryota; Viridiplantae; Streptophyta; Magnoliopsida; Rosales; Rosaceae. Gene Ontology annotation, biological process: response to gibberellin; trichome morphogenesis; trichome differentiation. The coding region runs from base 320 to 1339 and encodes 339 amino acids.
CAUGUCAGUCAUAUAUGACAUUUUAUGAUCAAGUGAAGAUAAAUACCAGUAAAUCAGUGACAAAUUGGGUGUGUACACAAUUGAUUGAUUGAUCGUUAAAAUUGACAUUUUUCUUAUAAAAAAAAUUAGAUAACAUAAGGAUUUAGGGUAGGAUAUGAAAUUAUGAAAAAGUGUGGGGAUGUAACAACAACUUUCCCUUUAGUUCCCCAAUCAAAUAAACCAAAAAAAACAAAAACAAGUGAAGGAAGCAAAGGUGCAUGGUACUUUGAGGAGCCAAAGCCACUCUCAAACUUGUGGCCUUGUCAGGGUUCACUCUCAGAUGGGUCAGCCCCAAUUGUCCAUCAUCAUUCAGACUCUCACCCCCCUCUUUUAUAGGACCCACACCAUCCCUCCUCACCCCCACAUACAUCACCCCCUCCCCUCCUCCUCCCUCUCAUUUCUCCUCUCCCAAUUUCUCCAUUUCCUCCUCUUUUUUCACCACACCCAAAACUACACCUCUUUCUCUCUCCAAAUUUUCAUGGACAAGGUUGAGAAGGAGACUCAAGACUUCAUGAACGUAGAGUCAUUUUCUCAGCUCCCCUUCAUCCGCCCGGCCCCUCCCGUCAACAAAGAGAAGGGCAUCCGCCUCUUUGGCAUAGAAUUCGGCGCAGACACCCCCACGGAAGACUCCGAAUCCCUCGACUACACCAAUGCCUGCGAAGACGCCGCCGCGAAAGAGUACAACAUCAACACCACCACCGCCACCAACAGCAACAACAAAAGCAACGAAAGCGGAGGCGAGAGCAGCCGGAGAUUUGAAUGCCACUACUGCUGCCGGAACUUCCCGACCUCCCAAGCCCUCGGGGGCCACCAAAACGCGCACAAGAGAGAGCGGCAGCACGCAAAACGCGAGCACCUCCAGUCGGCCAUGGUGCAUGCCGGCCACCACGGCCUAUCUCACGACGCGCACCACCACGUGUACGGCUUAAUGAACUACACAACUUCUAGGCUUGGGGCUUCACCUCACCAUCACCAUACUGCUUAUCCAUCUUGGAAUAGUAGCCACUCUAGCUCCAUUGCUGGUGCUCAUCAACAUACUAGGUUUUACGGAAACUCUGGUGGGACGUACGGCACGCAAUCAGCCCCCAUAAAUGGGAGCCCUUUGGCCCUGUGGCGGAUCCCUGCAGUUCAGGGUACUACUAACCCUAGUUUCAAUCGUGACCGUUCGAUGAAUUUGUUCGCCGGCGGGGAGGAGAUGAAGGCAGCAGGGGUCGGUGGGACGGGCGGUCAAGGACGGUACGUGUAUGACUCGUCGAUGGCGAGUGUGCAAGACCAUGUGAGUUUGGAUCUUCAUCUGUAAUAAGAUUAAGGCUGCUAUGAUUUGGAUAACUACUUUAAUCAAUUAAUUAAUUAGUACUACUUUAGAGGGAAAAAAAGAGAGAGAAUUUGAUGAUGAUGAGAGAGAAGGGAAUUAAUUAAUUAAUUGUUUUUAAUAUAUAAUCUCCUGGGAUUAAUGCAAAUGAGGCCAAUUUUAGGAAAUAUUCCUGCUCAUAACUUCUUCAGUCACAAUUUUUAGUAUGGUUUCGGUAUGUAAAUGAGGAAAUCAUGUGUUUGGAGAAAUCUUCAUCAAUGUAAUUAAAAAUAAUCAGGAAGCAGUACUAUUCUUGAUUCUGAAAGCAAAACUUACUGUUUACAGGCAAGGAAAUUGCUAUUUUUGUGAAGCAAAAUUUUCGUUUAGAUUUCGUUCCAUCAGCAAAGUUGGGUUCAUUUCAUUCAGAGCAAUGUCUCUCUCUUCUUUGAGAGAGUAUAGUUUAACUUUUGUCCACACGUGUGAGGAAUAUAUGGCAUCGGUUAGGAGGUGCAUGGACUUUUGUAGAUACACACGUGUGGCUAUGUCGAUGUAUUUGUUUGGUUCUCUAGACAGGUGGGGUGAUGAGAGAGGUGGAAUUUGAUUCAGUGUAUCACACUGCUGCACACACACUCACACAGAAGAAAGAUGAUGAUCAGGUGAUAAGGUUUGAUGAUAGUGUUCUGUUUUCUGCUGCCUCAAAAUAUGCAGAAAGAAAAUGAUACAUCCAUGGAAUUUUGCAGGUUGCAUUGCUUCCUGCUACACUUUAAUUUAUGUAUUUUUGCUUA